Molecule: messenger RNA, 2925 nt
Organism: Pomacea canaliculata
Lineage: Eukaryota; Metazoa; Mollusca; Gastropoda; Architaenioglossa; Ampullariidae
Product: ankyrin repeat and EF-hand domain-containing protein 1-like
Exons: 12
Coding region: 327-2678 (783 amino acids)
Molecular function (GO): protein binding; calcium ion binding
Source: RefSeq, a predicted model, not a curated record
UGUCACCCAAGGUGGUAUCCUUGGUCACCAAGUAGCUUGGCAAAAUGGCGAGAACAGCAGCCAUGGGAUGUAGAUUGCAUUAUUGACAUCCCAGAAAUCAUAGGAGACGAUCUAAUAGUCCUAUGGGCCAAUUUACCACUCUGAAUUCAUCGAGCCGCGCAAAUUGGUGUAUCGCAGGUUGAUUUUUUUUUAAAUAAUUGGCCACAGUUACACUCUUGAAUCAUUUCGAUUUUGCCACUACAUUAGAUCAUAUGAAUAUGCUGCAAGAUAUAAUCAUUUAUUGAUAAGCAGUCUUUAAUACACCAAAGAAGCCUCCUCCUUUCAACAUGCCAAAAACAAUCUCAAGGCUGGAGACUUUGCAGAUCUGCAAAUUAUUGCAGUGUGUGCGGCUAAAAGAUAAGAAACAGAUAGAAAAACUUUCAGAGAAAGGUGUUCCACAUCUUAUCAACUACAUUGAUCCCAAUGAAGGUAACACAGCUUUGACUAUAGCAGCAGGAGCUAAUGAUCCUGAUAUGGUUGAGUUCCUUCUUAAUAUUGGUGCACAUCCUGAUGUUAUGGAUUUGAAGGGACGCACAGCAGCUAUGUGUGCAGCAGAACUUGGAAAUUAUGAAUGUUUAGAGAAGCUGAUAGCAGCUGGGGCCAAUAUGACACUUGUUGACCUACAGGGCAAAGGUAUUCUUUUCUACUGUAUCACAAGCACUCAGCGGCACGCCAAAUGUCUAGAGCUAAUCCUGGCUGCAGGGGCUGACGUCAACAACAUUGCCAGAAAUGGCUGCCCACUCUUAACACUAGCUUGUGAAACAGCUGCAGAAAAUGAGGAGCUGUGCCAAAAAUUGCUGGAAAAGGGUUCAGACCCAAAUGUCAUGCAGAAAAGUGGAAACACAGCAUUAAUGGCAGCAGCAGGCAGUGGAAGUGCAAAAAUUGUGAAAGCCAUUUUGGAGAAGGGUGGAGAUGUCAAUGCCCUUGACGCGCGCAAAAAUCAUGCUGCUCAUUUUGCUGCAAGUGGAGGACACCUAGAAGUGCUGCAGGUCCUGAGUGGCUAUGGUGCCAACUUUGACCAAACAAAUCAGGAAGGAAACACUCCUAUUCACUUGGCAGCAAAAGGAGGCCAUGCAAUGUGCUGCAAGUUCCUGUCACAAAGAGGAUGUAAUCCAAAGUCUAAAAACAAAGAAGGAGCUACAGCCCGCUCUAUAGCUAAAGAUGAGGGUCAUAAGGAAGCUUCGAAAGAAGUGCGCAAGGCAGAAAGGACUUUUGGCAAGGUGGGGAAAAACAAUGAGCCAUGGACACUUGCAUUCUAUGAUUGGAUGAUGACUAGGAAAGAAAAGAUUCUUCAGAUGAUGACACAGUUUGAUCCUGAUGGUAAUGGUAUUGUGUCCAAAGAUGAUUUUAUUGAUACCAUUACAGGCCUUCAAGGUCCUGUUGAAGAAGAGGAGAUGAAAAGGCUUGCCACCUUGCAUGACAAAAAUCGGGAUGGAAACAUUGACUACAAUGACUUCAUCGCAGCAAAAAAAUGGGUCAAUAAAAACUUUCUUCAAAGUGCUUUUGAAGGAAAACAUAAAAAAAAGAAAGGCAAGAAAGGGGGAAAGAAAGGGGGCAAGUUCAAGCUUGUGAUGCCCAUCUGCACGCAAGACGAGGGACCAAGGAUGGAUGGUGGAGCCCCACCUGAGAUCUUUAUUCCACACCACAUCCAUUUUACAGAUACAGGGCGCUUUGAUCGAGAUCAUCCACCUGCACACCCUUUGCAGGAUGACUCAGCAUGGUAUCUUCAACAUCCAGAAAAAACCUACAUUAAUCUCAAUGAGGCUGUCAAGGAUGGUGACUUUGAUUCUUUGAAAACAGCACUGCAACGUGGGGUACAUGUAGAUACUCGUGAUAAAUUCUUCAAAACUCCACUUAUGACAGCAUGUGCUGUAGGCCAGUUUGAAAUGGUCAAAUACUUGGUAGAUAAUGGAGCACAGAUCAAUGCCCGUGACAACUUCAAGUGGACACCACUGCACCAUGCAUGCCAUGCCGGUCAGCUUGACAUCGUGCAGUACCUCAUUGACCAUGGGGGAGAGAUCAAUGCCACAACUAUGAAUGGUGGUACUCCACUUACAAGAGCCAUAGAGAGCUCACGAGAAGCUGUUGUGAAGUACCUUAUUGACCUGGGAGUGAAAAUACAGACUGAGAACAAAAAAGGAAUGACUCCACUUGAUAUUGCUCAAGCUUGGGCAGACUGGCGAGUUCUGGAGAUUGUUCAGCGCAAAUGGGACACACUACCGCCGACUGAUGAUAAGAAAAAGAAAGGGGGCAAAGGAGGCAAAGGAGGAAAAGGAGGAAAAGGAGGAGCAGCCAAGCGCCCAACAAGUGCCCCUAGUGACUGGGGAGAUCUAGCGCAUCAAGUAAAGGCAGAACCUCACAAACCAAAGGAGAGUACUGCAAUGGGCGAGCUCACCGGACAUCGGAAAGGUUCCAUCUUGCGUGCAGCAUCAGCACUGGCUGGUGGGAUGGCAGAGCAGGAAGACAUCACAUACACACCCCUGAAGGUAUGGACCAAGCAACGUAACACAGAAGAACUCAUUCAUGAAAAAGUUUUAAGGCGUGAACGAUUUGGGUGGGAGGUAGACUUUCCCGAUUUUGAGAUGCCUUUCAAGAAGAACCUCAGCAAUAUGAUCCAAGAACUAGCCUCUGAAAAUUAGAAGGGGAGAGAACUGAAAGGAAACUGUAGUGAAAUGAAAACUAACUGCAGCUGACAAUGACAACACUGAGUAUGAAGAAGUGUUAUGAACAAUCCUGAAAAGCUUAAAGGUGUAAAAAUAUUCUAAAAAUUUCAAAACAGCAACAAAUGAUGAUCUUGCUAUUUUCCUUUACCACAUUGUCUUGUAUAAAUAAGUGCUUUAAGUCUCCCACCAUGGAAAUUAUAUCUGAAUAAAUGCAGUAACUGCA